Molecule: messenger RNA, 7482 nt
Organism: Oncorhynchus masou masou (cherry salmon)
Lineage: Eukaryota; Metazoa; Chordata; Actinopteri; Salmoniformes; Salmonidae
Product: oxysterol-binding protein-related protein 3-like
Exons: 23
Coding region: 183-2849 (888 amino acids)
Cellular component (GO): cytosol; membrane; intracellular membrane-bounded organelle
Molecular function (GO): cholesterol binding
Source: RefSeq, a predicted model, not a curated record
GGGAUGUUCCAGAUGGACAAGGUUGCAGCGCCUCACUGACCCAGAGAAGCCCAAGUCCCAAGGUGAGAGGAUCCUCAAGCCCUAGGGACACGGCCUGCAGGGGCAGGGAGACGGCCUGCAGGGGCAGGGACACGGCCUGCAGGGAGACGGGCUGCAGGGGCAGGGAGACGGCCUGCAGGGAGAUGGGCUCAGAGGAGAGGAGUUCAGCCAUGUCUCACAAGAUCUCUUCCCCCUCUCACAGCAACAGCAGCUCCUCUUCCAAACACGACAGCCGACAGGACAGUUGGGAGAUUGUAGAGGGGCUGCGUGGAGGACACAGUAAUGUCCAGGAGCCCCAGAAGCAGGAUGGAUACAUGCUGAAGAGGAGGAAGUGGCCGAUGAAGGGAUGGCACAAGAGAUACUUCUACUUGGACAAGGGUAUCCUGAAGUAUGCCAAGUGUGGUGCUGAUAUUGAGAAGGGGAAGUUACACGGCUGUAUUGACGUGGGUCUCUCUGUUAUGGCCAUUAAGAAGUCAGCCCAGUGCAUUGAUCUGGAUGCAGAGGAAAACAUCUAUCACCUGAAGAUCAAGUCACAGGAGCUGUUUGAUGAAUGGGUGUCUAAGCUCCGCCACCAUCGGCUGUACCGUCAGAAUGAGAUUGCUAUGUACCCCCAGGAGAAGGCUUACUACUACCCCCACUUCCCCCCUCCUGGGUCCCCCGGUGGGGCUGAUAGAACGCGGCAUGUCUCUCUAGCCAGGCAGGCAUCGGUCCAUGCUGCAGGUAGCUUCCCUGUGACCUGUACCAGCCAAUCCAAGGUGGCCGCCUGGCUGCAGUCCUCAGACGACAUGAACAAGUGCUCUAAAGACAUGUCAGUGUGUGAGUCCUACCUGUUGGAGCUGAACCAUCUGCUACAGAGUAUGGAGGUCAUCCACCGCACCUACUCUGCUCCAGCCAUCAACGCACUACUGCAGGCUUCUACAUUUGACACUCCCAAAAAGGAAAAAAGGCCCCCAAGGAAAUGGCGUGGUUCUAAAAACUAUGGCAAAGAUGUGAAAACAACACUGCAGGUUCCCAGUUGCAUCUCAUCUGGCUCCGUCCGUCUCCACGCCUCCAACCCCAACCUCUCUACUGCAGCCCUGGGGACUGCGAAGGCCUACCCUGAACCUCCCUAUAUGGACUCUCCUAUAGACGUAGCCAAACUACAGGAGGACUUCUGCCGCGUUGCUAACAACCUGCAUGCCACCAUGAAGUCAGCCCUGAGCGCUCUCACCUCUGAGAAGGAGAAGUUAAAACAGGUGCUGGACCACCAAGACACAUGCCCCCCUACCUCUCCAGGGAUUAUGGGUCUGAAGAACGCUCUGUCCUCGGCUAUAGCCCAGAACUCUGAACUGAGAGAGCGGCUGAGCAACAUUCACGCUGAGUCCAGCUGCGUCCCAGAACCCUCCACUGGGCUCAUAAACCUCUCUGGUCCCCUACAGAAGCAAGACUCCACCGAUGGAUCCCACCCCCUAGUUCACCAGGCGUCCAAUGAGAGCAGAGCGUCCAUCACAGAGUCUCUGUCAGAGUUCUUCGAUGCUCAGGAGGUUCUACUGUCUGCCAGCUCCUCAGAAAACGAGGCCUCUGAUGAUGACUCAUACAUCAGUGACAAUGUCAGCGACAACAUCUCCAUGGACAACUUCAGCAACGAGACGGAGAGACCUAACUCGGGCUGUGAAGAGACCGGGGCCCUUCUGAGAAGACGCAGGUCGUGCCUCCCGUCGGCCAGCCCCAACACCAGUAACAUCAGUCUAUGGAACAUCCUUAAGAACAACAUAGGGAAAGACCUCUCCAAGGUGGCUAUGCCUGUUCAGCUGAACGAGCCCCUCAACACCCUGCAGAGACUGUGUGAGGAGCUGGAGUACAGCGAGCUGCUGGACAGAGCUGCUAACACACAGGACCCCUUUGAACGCAUGGUGUACAUAGCCACGUUUGCCGUGUCGGGGUACGCGUCCAGCUACCACCGAGCGGGAGGGAAGCCCUUCAACCCGGUCCUGGGGGAGACCUAUGAGUGUGACCGCCCCGACAAGGGCCUCCGAUUUGUAGCAGAACAGGUCAGCCAUCACCCACCUAUAUCAGCAUGCCACGCUGACUCUAAAAACUACAUAUUCUGGCAAGACAUGAGGUGGAAAAACAAGUUCUGGGGGAAGUCUAUGGAAAUAGUUCCUGUGGGCACCACCCAUGUGAUGCUGCCAGGGUUUGGGGACCACUAUGAGUGGAACAAGGUCACGUCCUGCAUCCACAACAUCCUGAGUGGGCAGCGCUGGAUAGAACACUAUGGAGAGAUCUCCAUCAGGAACACCAGCACUGAUAUCUGCCAGUGUAAGGUCACCUUCAUCAAGGCCAAGUACUGGAACUCGAGUGUUAACGAGGUGGAGGGCACCAUCACAGACCACAAGGGGAAGGUCAUCCACAGACUGUUUGGGAAGUGGAACGAGGGGGUGUACUGUGGAGACCCCCCCUCUGCCACCUGCAUCUGGAGAGCCAAUGCCAUGCCGGCUGACCACGAGCAGUACUACGGCUUCACUAAGUUUGCUAUGGAGCUCAAUGAGCUGGACCCUUCACUGAAACUGCUGCUGCCUCCCACAGACACCCGGCUACGGCUCGACCAGAGGCUGCUAGAGGAGGGCAACGUAGAGGCAGCAGAGGAACAGAAACAGAAGAUAGAACAGCAGCAGAGAGACAGACGCAGAGUCCUGGAGGAAAACACCAUGACACAUCAACCCACGUUCUUCAGGAAAUCAAAGGACGACACCUGGGUUAGCAACAACACUUACUGGGACCUGAGAAGGGAUCCAGGCUUUUCCCACCUGGACUGUCCUGUGUUGUGGUGACCUGAGGAGGGAACCAGGCUAUCCCCACCUGGACUGUCCUGUAUUGGGGUGACCUGAGGAGGGAACCAGGCUAUCACCACCUGGACUAUCCUGUAUUGGGGUGACCUGAGGAGGGAACCAGGCUAUCAACACCUGGACUGUCCUGUAUUGGGGUGACCUGAGGAGGGAACCAGGCUAUCAACACCUGGACUGUCCUGUGUUGUGGUGACCUGAGGAGGGAACCAGGCUAUCAACACCUGGACUGUCCUGUAUUGGGGUGACCUGAGGAGGGAACCAGGCUAUCAACACCUGGACUGUCCUGUGUUGUGGUGACCUGAGGAGGGAACCAGGCUAUCACCACCUGGACUGUCCUGUGUUGUGGUGACCUGAGGAGGGAACCAGGCUAUCACCACCUGGACUGUCCUGUGUUGUGGUGACCUGAGGAGGGAACCAGGCUAUCAACACCUGGACUGUCCUGUGUUGUGGUGACCUGAGGAGGGAACCAGGCUAUCACCACCUGGACUGUCCUGUGUUGUGGUGACCUGAGGAGGGAACCAGGCUAUCACCACCUGGACUGUCCUGUGUUGUGGUGACCUUAGUGUGACUUUUGUGGCCACUGGUCACACACCUGGGUCAUGUUUAUUAGGCCCAGGACUGAAACAGGGAGGGACGACCUGAACGUGUCCAGUAAGAAACACUUGUGUGUUCAAAAGGCACCAAACACAGAAAACAAGAAAACAGACUGCAACUUCCAGUCCAAUAAGAAACUUAAUUUUUUUGUUUUCAGUUGCAAAACCUUUUGCUACGGUGUGCACUUAUGAACACGACCCUGUUUGGACUUCCUGUCUGUACUGUGACCCAGGCUGGUUCUGGGGGCUGGAGUCCUGCUGCUCUAUCUCUGUCUCAUUGGUUACGCGUUAAAUGGCACCCUAUUCCCUACAUAGUGUACUGCUUUUGACCAGAGCCCUGUGGGCCCAAGUAGUGCAUCAUACGCUAAAGGGAAUAGGGUGCCAUUUGGGACGUAUGGUCUUGUACAUGUCCAUCUACUGUCCAUCAUUCACAUGUCCAUCUACUGUCCAUCUACUAUCCAUCAUUCACAUGUCCAUCUACUAUCCAUCAUUCACAUGUCCAUCUACUGUCCAUCAUUCACAUGUCCAUCUACUGUCCAUCAUUCACAUGUCCAUCUACUGUCCAUCAUUCACAUGUCCAUCUACUGUCCAUCUACUAUCCAUCAUUCACAUGUCCAUCUACUGUCCAUCAUUCACAUGUCCAUCUACUGUCCAUCAUUCACAUGUCCAUCUACUGUCCAUCAUUCACAUGUCCAUCUACUGUCCAUCUACUAUCCAUCAUUCACAUGUCCAUCUACUGUCCAUCUACUAUCCAUCAUUCUCAUGUCCAUCUACUGUCCAUCUACUAUCCAUCUACUGUCCAUCUACUAUCCAUCAUUCACAUGUCCAUCUACUGUCCAUCUACUAUCCAUCAUUCACAUGUCCAUCUACUGUCCAUCAUUCACAUGUCCAUCUACUGUCCAUCUACUGUCCAUCUACUGUCCAUCUACUAUCCAUCAUUCACAUGUCCAUCAACUGUCCAUCUACUAUCCAUCAUUCACAUGUCCAUCUACUGUCCAUCUACUAUCCAUCUACUGUCCAUCUACUGUCCAUCUACUAUCCAUCAUUCACAUGUCCAUCUACUGUCCAUCAUUCACAUGUCCAUCUACUAUCCAUCAUUCACAUGUCCAUCUACUGUCCAUCAUUCACAUGUCCAUCUACUAUCCAUCAUUCACAUGUCCAUCUACUGUCCAUCUACUAUCCAUCAUUCACAUGUCCAUCUACUCUCCAUCAUUCACAUGUCCAUCUUCUGUCCAUCAUUCACAUGUCCAUCUACUGUCCAUCUACUAUCCAUCUACUGUCCAUCUACUGUCCAUCUACUAUCCAUCAUUCACAUGUCCAUCUACUGUCCAUCUACUAUCCAUCAUUCACAUGUCCAUCUACUGUCCAUCAUUCACAUGUCCAUCUACUGUCCAUCUACUAUCCAUCAUUCGCAUGUCCAUCUACUGUCCAUCUACUGUCCAUCUACUAUCCAUCAUUCACAUGUCCAUCUACUGUCCAUCUACUAUCCAUCAUUCACAUGUCCAUCUACUGUCCAUCAACUGUCCAUCUACUAUCCAUCAUUCACAUGUCCAUCUACUGUCCAUCAUUCACAUGUCCAUCUACUGUCCAUCUACUGUCCAUCUACUGUCCAUCAUUCACAUGUCCAUCUACUGUCCAUCUACUAUCCAUCAUUCACAUGUCCAUCUACUGUCCAUCUACUAUCCAUCAUUCACAUGUCCAUCUACUGUCCAUCAUUCACAUGUCCAUCUACUGUGCAUCUACUAUCCAUCAUUCACAUGUCCAUCUACUGUCCAUCUACUGUCCAUCUACUAUCCAUCAUUCACAUGUCCAUCUACUGUCCAUCUACUAUCCAUCAUUCACAUGUCCAUCUACUCUCCAUCAUUCACAUGUCCAUCUUCUGUCCAUCAUUCACAUGUCCAUCUACUGUCCAUCAUUCACAUGUCCAUCUACUGUCCAUCUACUGUCCAUCAUUCACAUGUCCAUCUACUGUCCAUCUACUAUCCAUCAUUCUCAUGUCCAUCUACUGUCCAUCAUUCACAUGUCCAUCUACUGUCCAUCUACUAUCCAUCAUUCACAUGUCCAUCUACUGUCCAUCAUUCACAUGUCCAUCUACUAUCCAUCAUUCACAUGUCCAUCUACUGUCCAUCUACUAUCCAUCAUUCACAUGUCCAUCUACUGUCCAUCGACUGUCCAUCAUUCACAUGUCCAUCUACUGUCCAUCAUUCACAUGUCCAUCUACUGUCCAUCUACUGUCCAUCAUUCACAUGUCCAUCUACUGUCCAUCAUUCACAUGUCCAUCUACUGUCCAUCUACUGUCCAUCUACUGCCCAUCUACUGUCCAUCUACUGUCCAUCAUCCACAUGCCCAUCUACUAUCCAUUAUUCACAUGUCCAUCUACUGUCCAUCUACUGUCCAUCUACUGCCCAUCUACUGUCCAUCUACUGUCCAUCUACUAUCCAUCUACUAUCCAUCAUUCACAUGUCCAUCUACUAUCCAUCUACUGUCCAUCUACUGUCCAUCAUUCACAUGUCCAUCUACUGUCCAUCAUUCACAUGUCCAUCUACUGUCCAUCAUUCACAUGUCCAUCUACUGUCCAUCAUUCACAUGUCCAUUUACUAUCCAUCAUUCACAUGUCCAUCUACUGUCCAUCAUUCACAUGUCCAUUUACUGUCCAUCUACUGUCCAUCAUUCACAUGUCCAUCUACUGUCCAUCAUUCACAUGUCCAUCUACUGUCCAUCAUUCACAUGUCCAUCUACUGUCCAUCUACUGCCCAUCAUUCACAUGUCCAUCUACUGUCCAUCAUUCACAUGUCCAUCUACUGUCCAUCAUUCACAUGUCCAUCUACUGUCCAUCUACUGUCCAUCAUUCACAUGUCCAUCUACUGUCCAUCAUUCACAUGUCCAUCUACUGUCCAUCUACUGCCCAUCAUUCACAUGUCCAUCUACUGUCCAUCAUUCACAUGUCCAUUCACAUGUCCAUCUACUGUCCAUCUACUGUCCAUCAUUCACAUGUCCAUCUACUGUCCAUCUACUGUCCAUCUACUAUCCAUCAUUCACAUGUCCAUCUACUGUCCAUCAUCCACAUGUCCAUCUACUGUCCAUCUACUGUCCAUCUACUGUCCAUCUACUGUCCAUCAUUCACAUGUCCAUCUACUGUCCAUCAUUCACAUGUCCAUCUACUGUCCAUCAUUCACAUGUCCAUCUACUGUCCAUCUACUAUCCAUCAUUCACAUGUCCAUCUACUGUCCAUCAUUCACAUGUCCAUCUACUGUCCAUCUACUGUCCAUCUACUGUCCAUCUCCUAUCCACCCCCCUCACGCAUGUUGCUGCUUUAUAAUUCAUUGUUGUUUUCAUUUGAGAGUUUAUCCAGUUCAUUGCCUUAAUAGACAACAUUUAUCCGAGUAGUGUAUUAAUGCAGCGUCUUUGCGAGCGUACCCUUCGAAUGCAGAGACUAUUAUGCAAAAAUGUCGUCCUGUUUUUCCACCUGUGGUGUCUCAUCGUGCAGAAUAGAAGACAUAAGAAAUACUGUAUACAACAAGGUACUAAAGAAUGAAUUACUAGCCUUGUGGGUUCUGCAAAGACUGUCGAAUAAUCCUUCCCUUUUCGUAUUGCCGCGCCUCGCUAACUUAGCUACUAGUCUACAUUAACACAGCUGUUGACUGUACAACACUGUCUUAAUACACGCGGUUUUCUACCUCUGAGAUGAGAUUCCAUGGUACUUGUAACACCGUUGAGAAGGUGUACGUGUCAAUAUUUAUUCUGCACCUGUCUAAUGCCUUACUGGGUGAACUAUAUUACGUUUUACUCUAAUUCCUGUUUGAAAACAAACUGAGAUGUUUCAGAAGGGCACGUGUGUUUCGUGCGAGGAGGAAUUCUUUAAAGAAUGAAGUAUGUAUAUGAAGUUUAAUUCUAAAAUGAUAUAUAUCCAUUUUCAGAGAUGUUGGUGUUUAAAAGGUCAUGAACAGUCAAAAUCAUGUUUUUCAUGAACUUGGAUGAUAUUUGAAGGGAACCAGAUUAAAGUAUUGAUGACCAAAGUAUGAAAA